AUGACAGGAAGGAUUAAUAAUCAUGAGGAGUAUAUAAAGAAUGAGAAAGAAAUAUAUAACGUAAAAGAAUCGGCAAAUGAAAAGGAGAGUGAUAAUAUGAAGAAUGAUGAAUUUGUAAUUUAUAAUGACAAUUUGAAAGAUGUAGAAGAUAUAAAUAAGGAAAAUGUAAAUUAUAUAAAAAGCAUAAAUAAAAUAGAAUGUGAUACAAAUAAUCACAAUAAUAAUAAUAAUAAUUAUUAUAUUAAUAAUGAUAAUAAAUUUUGUAAUGAUCAUAAAAGUUUCGCUUCUUCAUAUAAUUCUCAAAAUUCAGACGUUGUAGGUACUUGUGAAGAAGGAAGCAAUAAGUGUUAUGAACCAUCUAAUAACAUACAUAAUAAUUUUAUAUUAAAUGAAGAUUAUAAGAAUAACACAAAUGAAGAAUAUGAUAAAAUCGAAAGUGCACAAAAUAGUGUAUAUUGCGAACAGGAAAUUAAUAACAAUAUAAAUGAAUCAUAUAAUAAUAUAAAUAAUGAAUGUACACAGAAUUAUAUAAAUAACACCGAAGAAAUAACUAAUCAUAUAAUACUACAGGAAGAAAAAGAAAUGGGAAAUAUAGAAAAAGAAGAACAAGAUAAUGAUAUGUAUAAAGAACAAAAAAUAAAAAGAGAAGAUACAGAAAAUAAAAAUGAAAUGGAUUAUAUAAAGGAUGAAUCAAAUAAUAUUUUUCCAAGCGAUCAGAUUAAUUCUGUAACAAGUGACCAAGAAAUUUAUAUUACAUCAAACGAUAAAAAGAAUAAUUUAACAAAUGAAAAAAAAGUUUAUAUUUCAACAAACGAUAAAAAUAAUGCUGUAAGAAAUGAUAAAACAUUUUACCUCUCAUCAAAUGAUAACCAAAGUGAUUCCUUACCAAAGAAAUCGAUACGAAAUAAUGUUGAAGAAUUUAUAAGAAAACUUAUGGAAAAUGAAGAUAUGGCAAAUAAAUUUAAUGUGUUUCAUAUAGGUAUAAAUAAAAUCGAAGCGCUUAAAGCUUUAUAUAGAGAAUGUAAGAAUAAUUUUAAUAAAAGUUUUAGAGAAAAAAUUAAUAAAUUACAUGAAUUAAGAAAAUAUUAUAAUGAUAGUAUAUUUGAAAGGAAUAUAAGUGUUGAUUAUAUUGCCAAUACAGAAAAAUUGAAUGCUAUAAAAAAAGAAAGAUUGUCAAGAUUAUUUUUAUAUAUUGAAGAUAUACAUAAGUUAAAACAAGCCCUAAAAGUAAAACAACAUAAUGAUAUAGAAUUAGAAAAUGAUGAAAAAAAAGAAUAUUUUUAUGAUGCUUAUGAAGAUAUAGAAGAUUUCUUUAUAUUCGAUCAUGCACUCUCAUAUCUAAAUAAUGAUGUUGAAACAAUUUUUACAGAAUGUGAAAAUUCUUCUUUUUUUAGAGAAGAUUCAAGUAUUGAUAAUUUCUUAGAUGAAGUAAGUAGUAAAGCCGAUGAAGAAUAUAAUAGAUUAAAUAUAUUUGCAAGAUUUUCUUUAAAAAAUUAUUAUUUAUUCGAUAUAAAUAAAAACUUAUGUUCUAUUUAUGCAUUCACACCUAUGAUUAUUAAAAAAUUUGCAGAAAAAAUUAAUUCCUAUAAUUUAACAAAAAAUGAAAAAGACAUAAAUAAUGAUAAUGAUGCUGAACAUGAAAAAAAUGAUAUAGAUUUUACUAUAGAUUCAACCAAUAAUGAAAAACGUAAUAUAUAUGCUAGCUGUGGACUUGAAAGUAAUCAUAAUUUAGAUGCAUACGUACAAUUUCAUUGUGAUAAGUGGCAAGAAAAUAUGUAUGAUGUUGUUGAGGUUAAUAGUCUCGAAUUAGAUUUUAAUAGAUUAAAAUGUAAUAUUAUGUAA
Molecule: messenger RNA, 1842 nt
Organism: Plasmodium falciparum 3D7
Lineage: Eukaryota; Apicomplexa; Aconoidasida; Haemosporida; Plasmodiidae
Source: RefSeq, a predicted model, not a curated record